Messenger RNA from Xiphophorus couchianus (Monterrey platyfish), 1633 nucleotides. RefSeq names its product tetraspanin-15-like. Gene Ontology annotation, cellular component: plasma membrane. The record is from RefSeq and is a predicted model, not a curated record. Bases 88 to 816 code for a protein of 242 amino acids. The transcript has 9 exons. Gene Ontology annotation, biological process: regulation of vascular endothelial growth factor signaling pathway. NCBI's taxonomy places the organism in Eukaryota, Metazoa, Chordata, Actinopteri, Cyprinodontiformes, Poeciliidae.
UCUGCAGGAGCGUUUGAACGUCACACCCAAACUGCAUCUGAUCAACUGCUCUGCUUCUCCUCUUCAGUGUCGAAGUGAAAAGAAAAGAUGGGGAAAAUAAACGGAUGCCUCAAGUGCCUUUUUAUCUUCUUUAAUGUGCUGUUUCUAAUCAUCGGAUGUGUGCUGAUAUACGUGGCAGUGCAGGCCACUGCUGUUUCUAUCCAGAUGUCGACAUUCGGAGGCCCGGGCGUGGGCUGGAUCUGGGUCAUCACCCUCGGCGUCUUCGGCAUCUCCGCUCUGGGAAUCUUCGCCGCCUGCUCAGAGAAGGAGCUUUUCCUCAAAAUCUUUGCAGGUUUCAUGGGGAUUGGGAUGAUCAUCAUGCUGAUCUUUGGGACUGUUGUGGCUGUUUUGAGAAACUCGCUGAAACAAAACUUUGACAGUAAAGCCAAAGAAUAUGUCGAGCCUCUCAUGAAAGACGAAGAGUCGCGGCAAAAGCUGGAGGAAUUCCAACUGACAUUCCAGUGCUGCGGCGUGGUGAGCGCCGAGGACUGGGGCAGAAAAAUCCCAGCCUCCUGUCAAUGCAGCAACACCAACGGACUCUUCAGACCCUGUAAAUCCAAACCUGCGGGAUCUUCAGGACCGGAUCUGAUCCACUCUGAGUCCUGCAGCGGCAGCAUCUUUUACUUAGUGGACAUUAUAUUCAAGGUCUGCCUGGGCUUCCUGUUUGGAUUCGCUGUCACUGCACUGUUGGGCCUGCUGAUCUCCAUCCUGAUGAUCCAUCAGGUCAGACGUCACGACGGCAUGGGAGGGCCGUCCAUCGCCAUGAAGGGCUACUGAAGCUAACCUGACCGUUAGCCUCUGAAAUGUAACCCGGGACUCAGAGUCGGUUUUUAUCAUUUAACUCAUCCUGGGAGGAAACGUUUCCUCUUUGUUUGUAUCACUGAUUUUUGUAUGAACAUUUAUUUUUUUACAUCUUUAUGUUUUGUUGCUGAAUUGUAUUAAUCUGUGAAACGCAGAAAAAAUCUGAAUAUUUCCAUCAUCAUCCGCAGCUGGGAGAUGAAAACAUUUAAAUUCAAGAAUUAUUUAGAGAAACUACGACCGUGGGAUUAAUGUUUUAUGCAUUUUGGGGCCUGAAACUUGCAAACAACUUUUUAUAAGUUGGCAAAACAAUCACUAAAGCAGAUUAUAUAAAAUCUUCAGUCAUUUUGAUGGAAUAAUUUUCACAACAUAAUGACUUUAAAAGUACCAGUAACAUUUUUACAUCUAUUUUCUUAUUAGUUUGUUGGAAAUAAUGUCUUUUUUUAUUAUUUUCUUACAUCAUUUUUCAGAAAUUUCUACAAAAUCUAUCCACCCUUUGUGCAAAAUUCUUUACUUUAAAACCUAAAAAUCUAAAUAAAGUGGUGGUUGUUAAAAAAUGACAACAAAUUUCCAACAGUAAAAAUGAAAUAUUAUUUUUAUUUUAAAAUCAUUUGUGGCCUUUUGGGUCGUUUUGCUGGAUGUUCACCUGAUAAAAACGAGACAAAUCUGUUUAAGCUUUAAAGUUUUACUAAUUAUGUAAAUGGAUGUUUUAAACUCGUUAUGAAACCAAACAUUUCCACUAUAUUCUGUAAAAGUAUUGCACUUUUUAAAAAAAAUAAAAGCAACAUUUCCACAA